Pelobates fuscus (common spadefoot toad) is the source of this 1059-nucleotide messenger RNA. Its product is annotated as sulfotransferase 6B1-like. The record is from RefSeq and is a predicted model, not a curated record. Gene Ontology annotation, biological process: sulfation. Gene Ontology annotation, molecular function: sulfotransferase activity. Bases 66 to 992 code for a protein of 308 amino acids. The transcript has 7 exons. Gene Ontology annotation, cellular component: cytoplasm. NCBI's taxonomy places the organism in Eukaryota, Metazoa, Chordata, Amphibia, Anura, Pelobatidae.
CACACCCAUUUUACACAUUCAUAAACACAGCACUAGUAAGAGAUAGAACACUGCUAUACAUCAAGAUGUCUGAGACGGAAGCAAAAACAGAACGGGAGAAAUUCCUGGCAGAAAUGCAGAAAGUUGCAGCAGAGGCUAGCAAGAAAACCCCAGAAGAGCUAGUGCUCAGCUAUAAAGGGGUCCCGUUCCCCAGUUCCAUCUGCAGUAUUGAGACCUUUCAAGCCUUGGAAUCUUUGGAAGCCAGAGAGGAUGAUGUGAUAAUUGUGACAUAUCCCAAAUGUGGAACAAAUUGGGCAAUCCAGAUAUUCCAUGAAAUUCUGUUUUCAAUGCAAAAUAAGGAGGUGACGAUUAAUCAAGCAAUGAUUGAAUUUGGAAAACCUGAGAAAGUAGAGUAUCUAAAAGGACAACCUUCGCCAAGAGUCUUUUCAACACAUAUGUUUUAUGAUCACUUGCCUAAAUCCUUUUUUGAAAAGAAAGUGAAGAUUCUAUUAAUUCUCCGUAAUCCAAAAGAUACAGCAGCGUCAUAUUAUCAUUUUUUCAACACCAAUCCUGUCCUUCCUUCAUUUGAAUCAUGGGAUUUGUUUUUCAAGGCAUAUAUGGAAGGAAAAGUGUGUUUUGGAUCCUAUUUUGAUUACACUCUUGACUGGAACAAACAUGUAGAUGAAGAAAACAUUAUGGUGGCCACAUUUGAAAAUCUGAAAGAGGAUUUUAAAUCCGAACUUCAGAAAAUAUCUGAUUUCUUUGGACUGUCUUUGACAGACGAGCAAAUUUCGUUGGUUGAAAGUAAAACUAAUUUUAAAACCAUGAAAGAAAAUUCUUCCAAUACACAUGGCAAACAUGGUAACGUUUUCUUUCGAAAAGGAGAAAUAGGUGACUGGAAAAACCAUUUCACUGAAGAGCAGAGCAAAGAAUUAGAUGCAAAGUUUGAAGAGAAUCUCGCAGGAACAAAACUGGGAGAGAAGAUAAAUUACAAUAAAUACUGCACGUUUUAGAAUCUAUAUCAAAUAGUAUGGCAACCCAUUGCUUAGAUUUUUAAUAAAACAUUACAAUAUGUAAAAU